ACGAUUGCAUAUGACAAGCCUCUCCAGACAUGGGAAAGCAUGCCCGGGGAAUGCAUGAGACAGGAUCCAAUUAUCGAAUGAUUCCAUACUAAUGUAGACUAUGCAGACCAACGUGCGCGCACAGGAGGACAACGGUUUCCGUUUCUGAUUCAUUUGAGGACGCGGAUCUCAACUAUCUCGAGAUUAGCCGGUGCUGUUCGGUGUCAUCGCUCAGUCUCCACCUCAUCCUAUUCAAGAUUCAACCUCGUUUGGUAGACUAAAUGCAGGCCAUCUUUUUCUCAAAUGCAAAACAGCGUUUUGGCUAUCUUGUACAGACAACCGUUUUUUUCUGGAUGUAUUCAUACGCCAUACCUUCGUUUGCGCUGGGUGAACACUGGUUUGACUAUAGCUUACCCUACCCUAAUAAUUGCGUGCUGAAGUGACGAUGACGGCCUGUCCUCCGACCUAUGUUUAUUUAUUCCGCAAGAAGAACGAGAACCUCCGCCAUCAGUGGAAAUGGAGAUAUGUUUUUGAAAUGUCUGCCAAAAACGGACCCAUUUAAGAUGGUUUGCACAAAGACUGCAUGUUUCCGAGCAGUCCGUUUGCUGUCACCAAAACAUGGAACUACGAAUAUGGGGUAUAUUUCAUAUUCAAAACCUACACUUUUGAGAUGGAGGAUAGCAAGAAAAUAAAUGUAAAACGGUGACUUUUUUUUCGAUGGAUCUCAAUCGCUUUUGAAAUAAUAGCCUGUUUUAAACCCAGGAGAAAGAUGAAUUAUUUUCUAAAUCGGUUCAAACGCAGAUGCUAUUCACCCUGAGGUAUUGUAGCCUAACAUAAGCAUGCAUCAUGUUAAUUUUUCACCAGCCAAUUUCGAUCAAUCAUUGAUACUUCUACAGGGGGGAGCAGGACUUGAUGUGGGAAUAUAUAAUCGACGAGGCUUUGACAAUAGACCUAGCUUGGUUGCAUAGAUGGCAAAUACAAGCGAGUUUGGGGAAAGCAAUCCUUCUCUACAGAAUUAUGCUAUCACCGCCUCUGCGGUGAAACUGGCCUCGCUUGGUUUGAUUAUUUGCGUCAGCCUGGUAGGGAAUGUGGCGCUGUCCCUGCUGGUGCUGAAAGACAGCUCUCUUCAAAAGGCACCAUAUUAUUUUCUACUUGAUCUGUGCUUAGCGGAUAUAAUACGAUCUGCCGUGUGUUUUCCCUUUGUAAUGAUAUCAAUCAGCAACGGUUCCACCUGGACAUAUAGCAUUAUAAAUUGCAAGAUUAUCGCUUUCAUGUCAGUCCUUUUUUGUUUUCAUGUAGCGUUUCUGCUAUUCUGCGUCAGUGUCACUCGAUACAUGGCGAUAGCACACCACAGGUUUUAUUCCAAACGAAUGACAUUAUGGACUUGUGUGGCAGUGAUAUGCAUGGUCUGGACCCUCUCCGUCGCUAUGGCUUUCCCUCCUGUAUUCGACGUCGGCACCUAUAAAUUCAUUCCUGAGGAGGAACAAUGCAUUUUCGAGCACCGAUACGUGAAAGCAAACGACACGCUGGGCUUCAUGUUGAUGCUGGCUGUCAUCGUGGGAACGACACACAUUGUUUACAUAAAGAUGCUGUGUUUCGUUUAUGACCACCGCAAAAUGAAACCUGCUCAACUGGUCCCAGCUAUAAGCCAAAACUGGACCUUCCAUGGGCCAGGUGCAACUGGGCAGGCAGCAGCCAAUUGGAUUGCAGGAUUUGGACGUGGUCCCACCCCACCAACAUUGGUGGGCAUCAGGCAAGCCUCGCAUAACGGAAACAGAAGGCUGCUUGUCUUGGAUGAAUUUAAAAUGGAGAAACGUAUUGGGAAAAUGUAUUACAUGAUAACCCUGACGUUUCUUCUCCUCUGGGCCCCGUACAUUGUUGCUUGCUAUCUUCGCGUAUUUGUCAAAGGAAAUACCAUUCCACAGGUCUACCUGACUGCAGCGGUUUGGAUGACGUUCGUUCAGGCGGGAGCGAAUCCCAUUAUGUGUUUCAUAUUCAACAAGGAACUAAGGAUGCGCUUGAGAGCCUGUUUCCCGUGUUGUCUGAGCACACAAACACCUAUGUCUAUAGAGCCUUACUGUGUCAUCUGAUCAUUUCUGCUGGAGUUUUAGACAAUGGAAAACGAACAUAACUGUUAUAUUGGUCUAGAACCCCUUGUUGGUGAAAUUGCUCUUUUGCAAUGCUUGUCCAAUUUUCCCACACAAGCUUAAGACCACAUUUUAUUAUUUGCACAUACAGAAAGUGCAAAAAGUUGCCAGUCUUGAUUUUAAGUACUAUAAUUUAACAUUUAAGAAUCUCAUUUAUUUUCUCUUUGAGUAUAGCCUAUGUCAAUUCUGUGAGAAGAACAUAAUGUAUGUAUAUUAUUUAAAGCAAUUUUAUUUGUUCUGGACUUUAAAAAAAGUAAUACAUUGUAUCUUUCAUAAAAUGUUCUAAGAAUUAUUUGUGUGGAGAUGUUAAAACUCACUUUAACAGUCUUUUGCAAAUACAUGUUCUUCCUGCAUUUUGACAUAUAAUAAAUAAAAAUGGUUCCCUUGCACAUUCCCUGUAAAAUAGACAAAUGCAAUUUUUUCUAUGGACAAUGAAAGAGGAACUAUAAAAGAAGAAAAGCAUCAGUGCUGCAGAGAGAUGUUUGCAUUGUUUGUACUUCAGAGUAAAUAAACUAAAAAUGAAUGAUUA
Messenger RNA from Esox lucius (northern pike), 2655 nucleotides. RefSeq names its product G protein-coupled receptor 27 (gene gpr27). Bases 948 to 2069 code for a protein of 373 amino acids. Gene Ontology annotation, biological process: G protein-coupled receptor signaling pathway. Gene Ontology annotation, cellular component: plasma membrane. Lineage: Eukaryota; Metazoa; Chordata; Actinopteri; Esociformes; Esocidae. Gene Ontology annotation, molecular function: G protein-coupled receptor activity. The transcript has a single exon. The record is from RefSeq and is a predicted model, not a curated record.